CGCGAGCAAGAUAUAACGGCAGUAAAUGGAGGAUUGCCUGGACCAACAAUAGGCGUUAAAGAGGGUGACACUCUUGUCGUCCACGUCUUUAACAAGUCGCCAUACGGCAUUACUAUUCAUUGGUAUAUGAAUUAUCGAAUCAGCUCUAAUAUGUACAAGAUCAGAGUGGAGCGAGGCAGGACGUACAUGUUGAGGAUCAUCAACGCUGCACUCAAUAACCAACUCUUCUUUAAGAUUGCCAAUCACACGAUGACUGUUGUUUCCAUCGAUGCCAGCUACACGGAUCCCUAUGAAACCGACGUUAUCGUCACCGCCCCAGGCCAGACCGUCGACGUCCUCAUCAAAGCCGACCAGCCGGUCGGGUCGUACUACAUGGCGGCGCGUCCGUACAUCAGUGUUCCUCUGCCGACUGUCAUACCAUUUGACAACACAACCACCAGGGGCAUUUUCGCCUACGAGGGUUCCGAGUCAAACAACUCCGUGAUGCCAACCCUACCUGAUUUCCUUGACACCCCAACGGCUCACAAGUUCUACACCAACCUGACAGGGCUCGCCGGUGGACCCCAGUGGGUCCCUGUCCCGCUCGUCGUGGACGAACACAUGUUCGUAACAGUCGGACUGAGUACGGAGCCGUGUGAAGAGAUUAAUGCCACGUGCCCGAACGGGCAAAGAUUCUCUGCUAGCAUGAACAAUGAAUCAUUCGUUUUCCCGCAGAACGCGUCUAUGCUGGAGGCAUAUUGUUAUGGCCGUGUGGACGGAGUUUACACCACUGAUUUUCCCGACAACCCUCCAAUUGUAUUUGACUACACGAACCCGAGCUUAAGCAACGUCGAGCCUCUGAUUUUUGCGCCGAAAUCGACGAAGGUGAAGAAGCUGAAGUUCAAUUCGACGGUGGAGAUGGUGUUGCAGAACACGGCGUUACAAGGCGAGAACCAUCCGAUUCACAUCACACGAGGGCUUAUAACUACGUUUAAAAUUUAA
Molecule: messenger RNA, 981 nt
Organism: Morus notabilis
Lineage: Eukaryota; Viridiplantae; Streptophyta; Magnoliopsida; Rosales; Moraceae
Product: laccase-7
Molecular function (GO): oxidoreductase activity; copper ion binding
Source: RefSeq, a predicted model, not a curated record